Stomoxys calcitrans (stable fly) is the source of this 683-nucleotide messenger RNA. RefSeq names its product NPC intracellular cholesterol transporter 2 (gene Npc2e). The transcript has 3 exons. The record is from RefSeq and is a predicted model, not a curated record. Bases 51 to 536 code for a protein of 161 amino acids. Gene Ontology annotation, biological process: intracellular cholesterol transport. Gene Ontology annotation, molecular function: sterol binding. Lineage: Eukaryota; Metazoa; Arthropoda; Insecta; Diptera; Muscidae.
CCAAUUAUUAAAAAGUCAUUCAACUCAACUCCAAUAUCCGUCCAUACAAGAUGUUGAAAUUAUUUGUUGUCUCUAUUGCCCUAUUAAUUGCCGGUGCUGCAGCCACUAACGUGAAACAAUGCAAAAAUGGACAACCUUUUCCCCUGAGCGUGGACGUAAUCGGUUGCGAUGAAGUGCCCUGUGAUGUGGUUAAAGGAACUACAGCUCUAAUGAAUGUUCACUUUGUGGGUACUAAGGAUAACAUAAGGAAUUUGACAGCCGUCGUCCAUGCCACAACUAUUGGUAUCACUGUACCCUAUGAUCUACCCCCAGAGGUAGCCAAUGUUUGUGACAAUCUACUCUAUGGAGCCAAUUGUCCCAUUUACAAAACUGAAGAUGUCGUUUACUCCUUCAAAUUUUUCAUUGAAUCACACUAUCCCGAAAUUUCUGUAAGUGUUCAGGUAUCCUUGGAGGAUGAAACUGGCGAGUCCAUUGCUUGUUUUGUAUGCAAUGUAAAAGUAAGGAAAGGAUUCACCACAACUUAUCUCUUGGAAUAGAUAUGAAAAUAUGAAAUUCCAAUGUACCUAUCUAUACACACGUUUCUACAAAGUUAUUUAGUUUAAAUGCUAUAAUAUAGAAAAGACAAAAAGUAUUACAUAGUUUUCAAGAGGCUUUAUUGUUAGUAAUUUAAUAUAAGUUAUAUA